GGCUUCAGACCCGUGGGCGACUCGGACAUCAUCAGCAACACCGCCCCCACGCCCACGGUCCGCAUGCGCAUCUACAAGGCCACGGGGCAGGAGGCGAACAACGUGGACCCUCGGGAACUCCUGACGCUGAAGAUCGAGAUGGAGCAGACCUCCGCCUUCGCCAUCUUCGCCAGGAACCUCGAGGCCAGGACGGACAACGGCGAGAUUAUGACCCUUAUUGACAAUAUUGGGUGCCCCCGCUACCGCCAGCAUCUUCCCGGAACUUGAGGUGGAGGAAAGAACCAAGAGCCUCUUCGGCAACCUUCAAGGCCUCUCCGCUUCCCGUCCACCGCCAGAGUCAACUUCUCGUGGCCACCAUCCGGUUCUGCCAGGAAGCGAUGCGAACCGGUGUCAUGCGGUGCCGGAGUCGUGUCAUACGGACGCCGUCGACGCAGAGCAGCGAACUCGACCUUAGUACGACACCGAGUCCAUAGGCCUACUCACGGAGGACGAGCUCGAGCGACGAGAUGG
This is a messenger RNA of Penaeus vannamei (Pacific white shrimp), 510 nucleotides long. The record is from RefSeq and is a predicted model, not a curated record. Lineage: Eukaryota; Metazoa; Arthropoda; Malacostraca; Decapoda; Penaeidae.